Messenger RNA from Cryptomeria japonica (Japanese cedar), 1885 nucleotides. RefSeq lists its product as uncharacterized. NCBI's taxonomy places the organism in Eukaryota, Viridiplantae, Streptophyta, Pinopsida, Cupressales, Cupressaceae. The coding region runs from base 41 to 1651 and encodes 536 amino acids. The record is from RefSeq and is a predicted model, not a curated record. The transcript has 2 exons.
AGAGGAGACGACAGGCAUCACAGCAAACACCCGAACAGCAAUGGAGUUCUCUGCAAAGUAUGCGAUGUUACUCGCAUUGGCUAUUUUGGUCGGGCAGGCGGCCGCCACUCUCAGUGAAGAAAUUGCCCUCGAUUUUCCUUCUCAGUGGGAAGGAGUAGAAGCAGAAGAAACCCCUUCUUCACCAUCCCCUGCCCCCCUUUAUUCCGAUCACUUCCAUCAUCCAGUUAUCCCCAUCCCUAUCCCCAUUCCUAUCCCUAUCCCUUUCCCUGUCCCUGCCUAUUCCCCUGCUGCUGGCCCUGGCCCUGCUGCUGCCCCUGCCCCCCCUGCCCCUGCCCCUGCCCCUGCUGCCCCUGCCCCAACGCCCUCUCCCGCUCCACAGCCUGAGAACGCCACGAGACCCCACGAUUUCUGUUCUCGGGCGGUAGCCUCAAACUAUUGCCCCGCGCCGCGCACCAGAGGGGAAUUCAAUGUAGAAGGGUACUUGGGAAGAUGGUACGAGAUCGGAGCCACAGCACAGUACAAGUUCCAGUACGAGCCGGGCCUCAUCUGCGACCAUGUCCUGCACAGCCUCCUUAUCCGCAGCCACGACGACUACGGUGCCGUCUUUGCGUUGCUCAACCGUGGUCAGCCCAUGCUCAAACCUCUGCAGGCAUCUGCGUUGGCCAAACUGUCAGGAGCGGCGCGCGGAGUGUGCAACAACGCCCACAAAAUCUGCAACAUCGUAUCUCCACACGCGCUCUUCACAGCCGCCCUCAACAAACUCUCAACCACAGUAAACACAAUCCGCAACGACAGCGUCAUGAGAUCCCGCCACGAGCUAGCCAAUUUGGUAACCUCAACCCGGCUACUGCGAUCCCUGGCGCGCAACAUCACCGCCACAACAAACCGCCUGGCAAGAGGCAUGACACGUCUGCAAUACCUAAACGGCAACAUAAGCCAAGGCUUGGGGCACCAGGACGCCAACGUGGACACCCUAAUGGAGGUCGCAAGCUCCAUCAAGGACUACAUUUCAGUCCUCAAUCUCCGCAUCUCCGAGGUGGCACCCAACGUCAAAGCCGAGCUCCUCCGUGACGCCACGUUUCUGAGGCCCGAGAGCAUCCCUCUCUCCGUUGCCCUUGCGGACUCCGUCGUAGAGGUGUACACGGGGCUCGAAUUGGUUCAAGCCCGCCUUCUGGACAUGACAGCCCUCUUGUCUGCCAUAACGGACUCCGUUCGCGCAUAUGACCGCGUGGCGCCGCCUUACAACUGGAACCCACUGGAGUACCCCGUGUCUGAAGUGCGCGGAAUUGCAGUCCAGAACCCGGAUGCCGCCGCCAAGUUUUUGGUGAGUCAGCACGGAUUCAAGACGCCUUACUGGGUUCUCGACGUCGAAGAACAUAACGGAACUGACGCCACCGCCGGCAACGGCACCGGCAACGGGAACGGCAACGAGACCCGCUACGAUGCGGCCUUGAUUUAUACCUGCGUGGAAACCAAGGACGGGCCUCCGCUGAAGGAGCUCUUUAUUUUGUCCCGAAACGCGAGUUUGAGCCCGGACACGCUUUCUCGCUUCGCUGCAACGGCCGAUGACGCGGGUAUUUAUACUGAGUGCGACAAUCCUUUCAUUUUCGCCGUACAGGACCGCAGGAUCUGCACUUCCUGGCCCUUCUGAGCCGCUCAAUUUCUCUGCAACUGCUUGAUUUCAGUCGCUUAGCUUAGUUUUAGUGUAGUGGGUAGCUUUAUUCUGCAUUUCCUCUGGAAUUUCCUGUUUGGGGUUUCCAUUGCAGUACGACGUAUCUAAGUAGGCGGCUUGGUAUUGAGAAUAAAAUGUCGUACUUGAGACUACAAAUGUUUUCAGGCACAAUAAGGUAUUUUUUGGCUGAAAUAUUUUAUAAUGCUUUUUUAA